This is a messenger RNA of Drosophila willistoni, 1178 nucleotides long. RefSeq names its product ras-related protein Rab-43 (gene Rab19). The record is from RefSeq and is a predicted model, not a curated record. Lineage: Eukaryota; Metazoa; Arthropoda; Insecta; Diptera; Drosophilidae. Gene Ontology annotation, molecular function: GTPase activity; GTP binding. Bases 194 to 853 code for a protein of 219 amino acids. The transcript is spliced from 4 exons.
GUGGCGAGUUUUAGUUCAGUUUUGUUUUGUUUUUGGUUUUUGGAGAUAACGGACAAUUAACCAUACGCACACAGGUGCAAGCGGGACCUGCACACACCUGCUUGUACGGUGAACAUCACACAAGAACACAACAACUAAAACAAAUUAGUAAUAAAUAAUAAUAAUAAACAAAGCCAUCCAUCCCAUUCAGAAAAUGACAGCCCGCAAUCCACAGACCUUAAUGGCUCUGCCUAAUGAGGAGAAUUUUGAUUUUCUAUUCAAAAUUGUUCUAAUUGGCGACUGUGGCACGGGGAAAACUUGCAUUGUGGAACGCUUCAAGACAGGCAACUUCGUUGAGCGUCACGGGAAUACAAUUGGAGUUGACUUCUCCAUGAAGACCAUUGCAGUGGAGGGUAAACAAGUAAAGCUACAAAUCUGGGAUACAGCUGGUCAGGAGAGAUUUCGUACUAUUACACAGAGCUAUUAUCGCUCGGCCAAUGGUGUCCUAAUAGUUUAUGAUAUUACAAAGCGUUCUUCCUUUUCGAAUCUUCAGAAAUGGAUUGAAGAGGUCCGUAGAUAUACAGCUUCCAAUGUGCUAAUCAUAUUGAUUGGCAACAAAUGUGAUUUGGAUGAGGAGCGCGAAGUGGAUUUCGAGGAGGCCCGCCAAAUGUGUCAAUAUAUACCUGAAAUAUUAUUUGUUAUGGAAACAUCGGCCAAGUCCAAUAUGAAUGUGGAAGAUGCAUUUCGGUGUUUGGCCACUGAAUUAAAGCGACAACACGAUGCCAAUAAUGUGCAAGAAGUGGAUGAUCACACAAUAACGCUGGGCCAGAGUAAACCACUGAAAAGUUGCAGCAGUUCCUGUAACCUAACUUAAAGCAUAUAUUUUUUAUUAAUCUGUGUGUUUAACUGCAUAACUUUUAUUUUUAUGUUAUUUGUUUUAACCUCACACUAUAUUCAUCUCUAUAUAUCUUUUGUGAUCAAAACUGUUUCGCGUGGCUAUAUAUAUACACCAUAUAUAUACUUAUAUAUAUAUAUAUAUUUAGUAAUCUACUUUAACCCAAAUUGGAUUAAUUUGUUUUAUAUAUAUAGGUACACUGAAUAUGUAUUUAUUUUUAACAAGCUAGAGUACAAACAAAUCUCACAUCAUCAAUAAUGAUAAUGACUUAUGGUCAAUUAAGAAAACGUCCAACAGAUUUUCG